GAGCACGUACCGUUCAAACUCACUCGAAGUCUUCGCAUUUUGGUGCCCUUAGUUUAGUUUCUUAGUUAUAGCUGACUUGAUUAAUCAUAUCUGGAUCAAGCUUUUAUCGAAAGGUCUACUAGUUCUCUCAAAACGUUAUUGAGCAAUUGUGUGCGUUUGACGGCGGACGAUUUAAAUUGAAAUACGAUAAAUUAUGGUUAGAAAUGUAAAAAAUUUGCUAUUGGACCUUAUAUCUCUUUGUGCUUUAUCAUUUCUGGCCUAUCAAGAUUGGAGUAUAUCGGAAAGUAUGAAGGCAGAAAUUAAUCAUCUCUGGUGCUAAACGGUGUGGAUUCAUUAUAUUUUCAUAUUCUUGUUCAUAAGUUGUUCUGUUUUGUUAUUUGCUGGGAUGUUUAUAAUAAAUCUCGAACGAUAAGCGAGCGUAUGGUUUCUUUAAUCAAUAUGAUGCGUAUAUUGUGCGCGUGUGUGUUUGUGUUAAUGAAAAUAAUGAAGUUAAGAGAGAAUAGAAAUUUUUAGAAAUUUAUUAUUUACCUUCGAGUCUUCUAUAAUGCAUUUCCACAUUUCAUUCGGCUACAGAACAGAUAUAUGCAAGAAAAACUUUAAACAAAAAUAUGUUCGUUACGGUACCUGUGUAUAGACGAGCAAUGUCGGAAGAAGCAACAAAUGGUAAAUUUUCAUCUUCACCAUCACCGCAACUGACUCAGUCGGCGCCUAAUGUUGAAAUGGCUCAGAUGACUUUAAAUGAGUCAUCGAAAAUAACAUUUCUGGAUCAAUUUAGGGCCUUUUCGAAAUUUGGUGAUACGAAAUCGGACGGCAAACAUAUAACACUCUCGCAAAGCGAUAAAUGGAUGAAACAGGCUAAAGUGAUUGACAAAAAGAUCACUACCACCGAUACUGGUAUACAUUUUAAAAAAUUCAAAGCUUUAAAGAUAUCGUACGGUGAUUACAACAAAUUCUUGGACGAUUUAGCUAAAACGAAGAAAGUCGAUUUGGAAGAAAUUAAAAAGAAAAUGAUCAAUUGCGGCUCACCGGGAGUGACACAAGUAACGGCCGGCAAAGCUGCUUCCGCUGUUGAACGUUUAACGGAUACUAGCAAAUAUACGGGCACCCAUAAAGAACGUUUCGACGCCAGUGGUAAAGGAAAAGGUAUAGCUGGCCGUAAGAAUAUCGUUGAUGAAUCCGGCUAUGUUACCGGAUACCAAAAUAAGGAUACUUAUCCGGCCGCACACUAAUUAAUUAAUUAAUGUUUUCUAUUUGUCUUCACACAGAUUAACAGAUCUAAGAUUUAAAAAAAAAAAAAAAAAAAAAA
Glossina fuscipes is the source of this 1306-nucleotide messenger RNA. RefSeq names its product tubulin polymerization-promoting protein homolog (gene ringer). The record is from RefSeq and is a predicted model, not a curated record. Gene Ontology annotation, molecular function: tubulin binding. Bases 609 to 1229 code for a protein of 206 amino acids. NCBI's taxonomy places the organism in Eukaryota, Metazoa, Arthropoda, Insecta, Diptera, Glossinidae. The transcript is spliced from 3 exons. Gene Ontology annotation, biological process: positive regulation of protein polymerization; microtubule bundle formation; microtubule polymerization. Gene Ontology annotation, cellular component: microtubule.